AUGUCUGCUGUUGCGAAUGCCAGUACUGCCUGGAGGAAGGCCGGGCUCAGUUACAGUUCAUUUCUGGCCAUUGCUGCCAGAACCGUGCGUGAGUCGUUGAAGAAGGAGUUGCAGACGCCAGCUGUGAUGGGCAGAGGCAAGACUGAUGCAGCAUACACCAAGUAUGAGAAGGGCUCUCCAAAGUCCGACCCUAUCCCAUUGCAGGAGUAA
Nakaseomyces glabratus is the source of this 210-nucleotide messenger RNA. It is a transcript of the gene ATP15, whose product is annotated as F1F0 ATP synthase subunit epsilon. The record is from RefSeq and is a predicted model, not a curated record. NCBI's taxonomy places the organism in Eukaryota, Fungi, Ascomycota, Saccharomycetes, Saccharomycetales, Saccharomycetaceae. Gene Ontology annotation, molecular function: proton-transporting ATP synthase activity, rotational mechanism. Gene Ontology annotation, cellular component: mitochondrial inner membrane. Gene Ontology annotation, biological process: proton motive force-driven mitochondrial ATP synthesis.